UCAGUCAGCACUUUGAACACUUUGGGGCAAACCGCAGUCGGAUUGUCGCUGUCACAGGUUGACAAUAUUGAUGGGAACACUCUGGAGCAAGCCCUGCCAAUCCUGAGCAACGUCACAGGCUGGAACAUUGGCCAGGCUAAUUCCAUCGUAAACAAGCUCCUACAAGGCGGUUUUGAGGUCAAUGACACGGAUAGACUGCUGGGUCUGGGAAGCCUGAUUGUCGGCAUUCCCAGCAAUGUGUUCCGACGUAUUAAUCCCGAGAUAUUUAUCAAUGUAAUCUCAAACACGAGGUUUGUGCAGGACAUUCAAACAGCACCACAAUCUAUACGGACGAUCUGUGUUCUGCAGGUGCUGAGGAACGUCAAGAACCCAGCCGCCACUGUGAGGAAAAUCCCAUCUGGUCUCGUCAAAGAGAUUCCAUCUGUGCUGUUAACCUCCAACUUAAGCAUCAUCGACGUGAACAAUAAACAGUGGACUCCCAGUCAGGCUGCCGUUUUCUUUCAAGCUGUGGUCAAAUCCAACAACAAUUUUGAGACAUAUUCACAAGCUGUCCUCAGAGGCUUUAGUUGUGGUGCAACGAAAACCCUCCCAUUCCCAGUGUUCCUGAAGCUCGUUCAAGCAGUGAAGGAUAAAGAGGUUGUGCUGGAUGAAAGUCAGCUUGAGUGUAUGGCUGGAAGGCUCACUUCUGCAAGAACUGAUGUCACAUUGGAUGUCUUACCUGCGGAUGUUCUGCUGUUCAAUUAUCAAUACUUCAGGACUCGGUUCAACUGCCGGGAGUUCUUCAAGUUAGUUGGGAAAUCGAAAGUUAAUACCUUACGGAGAGUAUCAGCAAGAAAGCAACGUAUUCUGAGUGAUGCCAAGAUCUGCCUGGGAAUUACUGGCAACAAGCUGACGAAGGAGAGUGUGACCACAUUCGGUCGAUUGGUCUGUGAACUUGAUGGAUAUGCAAUCCUGGCAUCUGAUAUAACAAUUCUGGACGAAUUAAAAAAAUGUGGCACCUAUCAAGAAGAUCAGAAGAUUGCAAUUGAAAUUCUCCUCAGAAAUGGAAAAAGCAGAUAUGGUGUUCCUUCAUCCUGGUCCUCGUCUACGAUACAAAGCAUUGGAAAUCUUUGUUUGGCCUUGACUGACACAUGGAGUGAAAUCGACAGGCCAACCCUUGAUGCAGCUCUGCCAAGAUUUAUCAAGGCAAUCAAAAAAACACAACCUCGUGAAGAAGUGUUGAGAUUUAUUGAGCGGCUCAAGUUAGGAGAAAGGUCGAACAAUACUGCAACCUGUACAGUGGGAGUGAUAGCUCCUGAGGACAUCAAUGACCUGACGCCUGCAAUCUACAAUGCAGCCCAGUUGGACCUUUGUUUGAGUGAUGCUGUGCUGAAAGAUAAUGUUCUCCAACUGGGAUCUCUUGCCUUUGGUCAAACUCAGCUGAAAAUGCUGAAAAUGAGACUUCUACAGAUUUAUUCCAGUGGCCUCCCAGAAAACCAGCUACAACUAUUGGGCAACAUCUCCAUCGUGUUCAAUGUAACAGAAAUCAACAGCUGGAAUAUCACUCGAGUGGAGACACUUUCUGCAUUAUUGAGGCGAGAGCAGGAAAACAUAACGGUUAAAGCCAUCAUUACAAGAUACCUCCGGUUCAAUGAUGUUCUUAAUGCAGUCUCUUUGAAAGCUGUUGGUGGAGGCAACUUGUGCAUUCUGGACAGAGAGCAGCUGGUGAACAUUUCAAAUCUGACGGACGCCGGGGCUCUGGAGUUUUCUUCUUGUCCUCAGUCGGUCAAAAACCUCCUUUACAAUCAGGCCCUCCUGGCACUGAAACCUGAGCAAAAGAACCCCAUCACAUACUAUCAACUGAUCAAGGCGUAUAUUGGCGGUGCCACAACUGAUGACUUGAAGUUUCUUGCAAUUAAUAAAGUCAACAUGGAGUUUGGAAUCUUCAAGAAUUUGAAUCCCAAAGAAGUGCAGAAUCUGACCGCCCAGAACAUCAUCGACCUGCUCGGGUUUAACCUCCAAGCUCUCCGGAAUGGUGUGAAUGAAACGGUUGUGGUGGUUUGGGUGGCCUCAAACAUUGAGUCUGAAGUCCGCAAGCUUGGGUUGAAGGGCGGUAUUCCAGAUAAUUCAACAGAAGGAAGAUUGUGCGGCAGUGUGAACAGUUCGGCUUUGAAUGAUUUCCUGACUGCAGUUAAUGCAAGCCAACUAUGCAACUUCAAUAUCACACAGUUUGCAUGUGCAGAGCCUGAGCUGCUGCUUUUAGGUUUAAGCAGUAACCUCUUGUCAAAGGUGUUCCAGUGCUUCACUGGCCUGAAGCCUCUGAACAGAUCGGAUGAAACGGCCCUGACUGUUUUCAUUCAGAAGCUCAACAGAACCAAAUUGAUGGAGGCCCUGGACAUGUUCAACAACAAGACACGGAACACAACAUUAAUUCCCCUGAUGACAAAAACAACGUUUCUGAAUGCCUUGUGGGAGGUGGUGAGGACCAGGGACAACUUGGCCAGUCCCGCCUUCCUGAGGAAGUGGUUCCAGGAGCAAUUCCGGCCGUUCAUUGCUGGCAUUUCCCAGUCGGUGCUGAUGUCGUUGCUGAGAAGAGACAUCAGCUGUGAAGGUUACCGAGCAGUCUUAAAUGGCCUGAAUUAUGGAUUUGUUGAAAUGCCACGUGUAACACGGGAAACUGUGCUGAGACAAUGGAUCUUUGGUUACCUCAACAACACAGCAUUCCCAUUGCGUUGUUUUGAAAAUGGCAGCGUUACCAUCUACGUGAAAAACUAUUUCCAAAGUUUUGCUGGUUUGCUCAAUCUGACGAAUGCAUUUUUCCUGACUCCUGAGGUGAUCAAUGUUACCGAUCCCCGUGACUUGGCUGAUGUGUUGAGCAUGCCUGGAUUCAUUGAUGACAACCAGAUCCUGACCAGAGUGUUAGUCCAUGUCCAACCCAUUCACAAACUGGCUGCAUUCGUGGACGGAUUCAAUGAAAGAACCCAAGAUAGUAAACUCUCAGCUGCUGACCGAGCUGCGAUCCUGCAGAGUGUGUGGCCUCUGUUCACCAGCAGUCUGCCUGUGCUCAAUGUCACCCAGGUGGAUCAAUGGCUUCAGUUCAGACUAACUCCAUAUCUACCAUUCAUCACCUCUGCCCUUUUGGCUUCUAACAACAGCCUGAGGAUCGACUGUCUUUCCUACCGCAAAAUUGUAAGAACGUUGAAUAAGCCCUACCAUGAACUGACUGCAGACAAACAGAGGGAAAUCUAUGAUGGCAUCAAAGCUUAUCUCCUGCAAGGUCCCAAGCCCAAGUGCUAUAAUGUUACUGAUCCUACCCUGAACUCCACUGCCUGGUUUGCUCAAUAUCUGGGGCUUUACAUGAAUCAGAUAUCCAACGUGGACCUUCUGUCCUUCUUCAAUAAUGAAUCUGAGAUUCAACGAUUUGCUGAAAACCCUGAAAACUUGGCACUCUUGGCAAAUCUGAUGUUACCCAGCGAAGUUUCAAAGUUCUACCUCAACCUGGUGCUCAGAAACAACUCUAAUGUGAAUGUCUCAAGCCUCCCAGACUCUCUGGUUUGCUUCAUUGACGGUACUUCACAGACCUUGAGUGGACAGGAUAUCUUGUCUGUGAUCGAGAAGGUCAACCAAGUGUGUGGGCCUGAUGUGUCUCCAAACACAACUGCCAAUGGCACCUUACCCGCUGUAGGUCCAACAGAUGAACAGCUUCAGCUGGCGGUAUAUUUAGUGAGCAAAAUCGACAACUUUUCAGUCAGCACUUUGAACACUUUGGGGCAAACCGCAGUCGGAUUGUCGCUGUCACAGGUUGACAAUAUUGAUGGGAACACUCUGGAGCAAGCCCUGCCAAUCCUGAGCAACGUCACAGGCUGGAACAUUGGCCAAGCUAAUUCCAUCGUAAACAAGCUCCUACAAGGCGGCUUUCAGGUCAAUGACACGGAUAGACUGCUGGGUCUGGGAAGCCUGAUUGUCGGUAUUCCCAGCAAUGUGUUCCGACGUAUUAAUCCCGACAUAUUUAUCAAUGUAAUCUCAAACACGAGGUUUGUGCAGGACAUUCAAACAGCACCACAAUCUAUACGGACGAUCUGUGUUCUGCAGGUGCUGAGGAACGUCAAGAACCCAGCCGCCACUGUGAGGAAAAUCCCAUCUGGUCUCGUCAAAGAGAUUCCAUCUGUGCUGUUAACCUCCAACUUAAGCAUCAUCGACGUGAACAAUAAACAGUGGACUCCCAGUCAGGCUGCCGUUUUCUUUCAAGCUGUGGUCAAAUCCAACAACAAUUUUGAGACAUAUUCACAAGCUGUCCUCAGAGGCUUUAGUUGUGGUGCAACGAAAACCCUCCCAUUCCCAGUGUUCCUGAAGCUCGUUCAAGCAGUGAAGGAUAAAGAGGUUGUGCUGGAUGAAAGUCAGCUUGAGUGUAUGGCUGGAAGGCUCACUUCUGAAAGAACUGAUGUCACAUUGGAUGUCUUACCUGCGGAUGUUCUGCUGUUCAAUUAUCAAUACUUCAGGACUCGGUUCAACUGCCGGGAGUUCUUCAAGUUAGUUGGGAAAUCGAAAGUUAAUACCUUACGGAGAGUAUCAGCAAGAAAGCAACGUAUUCUGAGUGAUGCCAAGAUCUGCCUGGGAAUUACUGGCAACAAGUUGACGAAGGAGAGUGUGACCACAUUCGGUCGAUUGGUCUGUGAACUUGAUGGAGAUGCAAUCCUGGCAUCUGAUAUAACUAUUCUGGAUGAAUUAAAAAAAUGUGGCACCUAUCAAGAAGAUCAGAAGAUUGCAAUUGAAGUUCUCCUCAGAAAUGGAAAAAGCAGAUAUGGUGUUCCUUCAUCCUGGUCCUCGUCUACGAUACAAAGCAUUGGAAAUCUUUGUUUGGCCUUGACUGACACAUGGAGUGAAAUCGACAGGCCAACCCUUGAUGCAGCUCUGCCAAUAUCUUAUCAAGGCAUCAAAAAAAAACACGACCUCGUGAAGAAGUGUUGA
This is a messenger RNA of Leucoraja erinaceus (little skate), 4947 nucleotides long. RefSeq lists its product as uncharacterized. The record is from RefSeq and is a predicted model, not a curated record. Bases 667 to 4947 code for a protein of 1426 amino acids. NCBI's taxonomy places the organism in Eukaryota, Metazoa, Chordata, Chondrichthyes, Rajiformes, Rajidae. Gene Ontology annotation, biological process: cell-matrix adhesion. Gene Ontology annotation, cellular component: cell surface. The transcript has 38 exons.